AUGCAGAUGUCAUGUCCGGGUUCUGGCAUUGCCGCGGGAGAUCUGGCGAAGCUUGCAUGGGCCUUCGGGACUUCCGGGCUUCGUGAGCUCCACUUCGAGCCCUUGGCCGAGGGCUUUGUGAUGCUGACGGACGACCAGAGCUCGAACGACCCUGAGCACGUGGCAAAGAUGGUUUGGGCAGCAGCUAAGGUGGGCUAUGGGAGUGUGGCACUCAUGGACAGGGUCGCCCUGCAGGUUCAAGUUCAGGUUGCCGAGUUCCGACCCUCGAGCUUGGCCAACAUCGCUUGGUCCUUCGCGACCUUGGCCUACUUGGUGCCUUCCAUGAUGGCUGCCAUCUCCUCGGAAGUGCUGCGUGGGAUCCAUCGACAGGACGCGAGAGACUUGGCGAACUUGGCGUUCGCCUUUGCGACCUUGUGCCAGCUGAAAGAGGAUGAGCCACUGAAGGAAGCCUUGUCUGAAGAGGUGCUGAAGAAAUUGAAUUGGAUCCAACCUCAAUCCUUAGCGUUCUUGACAGAGGUGGGUUUGGAGGCGUCAACUCAUCCCUUCCUGCUCCAAAAACUCAAUGAGAUUCUGGAUCACCUCGUCACAGCGUUGGCCACGCGAGAAGCUACUUCAGCCUGGAAACGCCGAGUGGAAGCGGCCCUGCAGGAGCUCUACCUGGAUCACUUGGGUUCGGUGGGCUCUCACCUGCUGCUCUCGCGGCUGCAGAUCGAUGCCCCAGAUCAGGACUUCAUCCUGCGCGCCAUGCAGAGCUUCCCCACGUGCGCGGGGCGCACACGCGGCUUAGAGACGCAGCGCCCACAGCAGCGCCGCAUCUUCGCCUACUCCGAGCAUCGCCUCCAGACGACGGACGCGACCGGCGGACGGGACGCGACCGCGGGGCGGAUGCUGCGAGAGCAUGGUUUCCAGGGCCUGCGGCGAUGGCAGAAAGGUUGGCUGAAGCCCUUGACUUUGCCAGUGAACCACUAUGUGGAUCGCUCUGUGUGUGCCGAAUUCCAAGUGCUAAAUGAGAUUUGUGACUUGGUGAAUGAAGAAGCCUUGGCAGAUGACAUGCAAAGCUGUGCCCUCGUCGAAGGAGUUGUGCAGCUCUUGGUGUCCACUGCGCCUUGCCUCUCCUGCAUCUCUGCGGCCCUGCAAUUCCAGCUGCUAUUUCCAAAGGUCCACCUGCAGUUCGGCUGUGUCCAACCCUGGAGUGAACUGCCAGGCGGUUGCGAACCUUUCAGAUCCGACGAAGACCUGCACGCAGGCGCUGCUGCGCCCUCGCCGCCGUCGCCGCAGCAGCCCGCAGAGGCGGAGCUGUCGGAGGCGGAGCGGGCAGAUCUGUCAGAGCUGUGUGAUAUGCCGAUUGAUGCCAGGAGCUGGGAGGAGCUGCUGCUUUGCCUGCAGCGAUGCUCGCAUCAAAGACUUGCGGAGAUCCUCCGACGGAAGCGCUGGCGCGUCCUCAGCGAGACGGUGCCCGAGCGGGCACGGCGCCUGGCGCUCUACCAAAUCCCUGUCUUUUGCAUCGAUGGAUCCAUCGAUUGGAGGGGUUGCCAGGAGGAGGCACUCAUGGAUGUGCCUUGGACCGCCGCCUUUGGCCUCCUGAAGGUGAGCUCCCACACGGAAGUCUCCUUGAAGGUCACCAGCCUUUUUCAGGUCCUGAACUUGGAUGUGCUCUUAGGUGCAGUGCUCUUCCUGCAUUGCCACGUGCUCUCCUUGGGUGGAAGGUUGCAUCAAAGCCCUCGAGAGAUUUGUCAACAGGUCUUUGAAGAAGACCAAGGGAUCAUCACCAGUGGCUCGGAACCACACGAAGCUCCACCAAGCUCUCCCGUCGAGGCGUGUGGUCGAAACGCGGGUCUGACCGGUGGACGGAAGGCAGAGGUGCGAGGCUUCCGGCCGGAGGUCCAGCUCAGCGAGGGCGAGCGCCAAAGUCUACAGUCCUUCAUCCAGCGCUUCGAUGCCUGUGCCGGAUUGGAAGCCACCUUGCAGCUGCUUCAACGUGAGGUGCACAGCUUCUUUGGCUUCCAAGCCUGCAAGGUGCUGCAACGCUUCACCAAGAAGUUCGGCGCUGCCGGGUCCAAGGACAAUCGCUUGCACCUGCUCCUUGGCAGGUGUGCCGCUGCGAUGUCCACCGCCGACGGCAUCUCCCUGGGACGUGCCUUGUGGUCCUUGGGCCGUCUCCACCUCCGACACGAGGCGCUCUUGCAGGCGGCCGCGGCGCGGCUGCCAGAGCUCCUGGACACCUGCGGGCCCAUCACCAUCGCCACGGUGUGGCAUGCCUUCGAGGUCUUGCAGUUCGAGGACGCCAAGUGCUUGGAGGCAUUGGUGCAAGACAUGGAGAAGCGGCUUUGGGAGUGCGACCCGCCAGAGGUCUCCAUCGUCCUACACGCAGCAGCACAGCUGGCCGUGCCCAAGCGUGAAGGGCUCUUCGAGAAACUUCUUGAGUACGUCCGACAGCGCUCGGGGCGCUUCUCCGCACGGCAUCUGGCCGUGUGCCUUCACGCAGCGGCCAAGGUCGGGCUUCGGGAUGAGGCCUUGUGUCAGAUGGUGACCGACCGCUUCCGUGCCCACAUUGCGGACACCGAUGCCUUAGCUUUGACCAGCGCGGUCUAUGCCUGUGGCCUAGUGGCGUACUUCCAGCCCGACUUUUUCGAGUCGGUGGCAGCUUGGCUGCUUCGGCAGCUGCGCUUGGAUCAUCGGCGGAUCGAGUCGCAACAGAUCUCCAAUAUGGUCUACAGCUUUGGCAAGCUGGGGUUCAAGUCUGAGCAGCUCUUGAUGGCAUGUGCGCAGAAUGCCAUGCAGGAGUUCUGGCGCUUUAAGCCACAGGAGCUGGAUAACCUCACCUACGGCAUGGCAUUACUGAAGUGGCGCCACGAGCCGUACCUCAAUGCUCUGGCACAGCAUUUGGUGGAAGGUGGCCGUGUGCGUCAACUGGAUUGCCAGUCCUUGGUCUCCAUGGCCUAUUCCAGUGCCCUCUUGGGCUAUGCCAAUCCGGUGAUGCUCCGAGCCUUGGGCGACCAGGCGAUCCCCAAGCUGCUGCGCUUCAAGGCUGAGGAGUUCUCGAUCAUGGUGUAUUCCUUGGGGGUCUUGAACUUCAGGCACCACGAUUUGCUGGCACACGUGGUGCAACUGGUGCCUGCAGCUUUGCCCAAGUUCACCACGCAAAACAUGUCCAACCUUCUGCACGGACUGGGACUUGUCAGCUUCGACCGAGACGACGACUUUGUGCGUCACGUGUGCGACCACCUCAGCUCACGCUUCGACCAGGCCACAGCACAGGACAUCGCAAAUCCCAUCACCGCGUUGAUGCGGAUGUGCAUUCCACACGAGCGCUUCUUCCGACAAGUGGCCGCCUACAUCACCGCCCCAAGCUCUCGGUUGCCCUUGAAGGAUUUCACCCCACAAGAGAUUGCCAAUACCAUCUAUGGCUUCGAUGCACUUCAGGUGUUUGACGUCACGCUCUUCGAGCAAACGCAGCGAGAGAUCUCGAAGCGAGUGGAGGAGUUCAUUCCCCAAGAAGCGGCCAAUGUGCUUUGGGCCGUCGCGAAGCAAGGCCUUGGAAGCGUCGACUUCUUCGAAGAGCUCUUGCGACGCAUGGCGCCCUUCGCCGAGGCCCAGCGGCCCAGCGGGCCACAACGGAUGGCUGUGGAAUGGGGUGCAGAGGACCUCGAGAAGCCGUUGGCGGCGCUGCGGCCUUGGAGACAUCAACUUCCAUCCUACGAGCGCUUGGACCGGGUCUUCCGCACGCGGUUCUUGUCGAAGAUCGCCCAAUUCCUGAUGUCCUUGUCGCCAGCCAGCAACAUGCCAUUGCCCUCGCAGUAUCAGAAGGAUUUCGCCGCUUGGGACCUCUACCAGGUGGGCCCAGACUACACGGAAGAGCUCCUGCGCGGUGUGGGUGUCCUGCGACAUCCCUGGCGGACGGACCAGGAGCUCCUCCGGCACUAUGUGGGCAAUGAGCCGGACUCGUUGCUCUCGCGCUAUGGUGAGAAGCUGCUGAUCUCAGUGCUUCCGGCCGCGCGUUGGGUGUCCAGCCGGCUCUUCUUUCGCUUGGCUUCGCCCAGCAACUCCGAGUUGCUGGAGGGCGCGCUGCUGGUGGAACCGGCGCACCCCAAGGAGGACGACGAGGCCAAUCAACGCCGCUUCGGUGCAUCGGCCACGUCCUGGCGCGAGGAGUUGGAGCUCAGUGGAGGGAACGGCCAUGCGCCUUUCCGACCGGUGCUCCUGAGCACCUUCUUGGGGAACUGGAGGCACCGGCACACGGAAGUGGUCGCCUUGGAUUUGCUGGUGGACAGAGUGCUCCAAGCGCUGCAGCAACGAAGCUGGAGGUGGCAUCCGAGACUUUGGGAAGACCUUGAGGGCGAGGUGGAGCUCUUAGUGCCUCACACGCCCUGCUUGAGCUGCGUGGGCGCCUUUACGCAGCUGAAACGCUGGGCACCGCGCCUGCGUAUCGCCGUGCUCUACCAGGACUGGCGGGACUGGCGGAAGCUCUUGAGAGACACCGGGAUUUCCAAGCAGGCGUACCCCUGGAACGCCGGCGAAUCUGUCGCGGCGAAGGCCACUGCACGCUCGGCCUCCUCAGCCUCAAUGGCCUCGAUGACGCAGGACUUGUCACUGUGGGACUGGUGGCGAGACGGGCUGAGCAUGGCGCGUGCACAGAUCUUCAGCACUGCGGAGCUUCGGAAACCCGCGAAGGACUUCUAUACCAUCCGAUUUGUCCUUUCACUAGUCUGCUUCGUGAUGCUGGUGGUGGCAUGGAACUCCCUCGCUGGAACGGGUCGCAGCUUCACUGCUGCGUUGACGUCCAACAUUUUCAGUGGAACUCAGGUGUUUGCCAUCAUCGCGGUCAUGGCGUGUAUGAUCACCGACCGGGCGUUGUACACGUGGUACACUCAAGACCGCAUUCUAGCACGAGGUGAGCCCAGCAGCCUUCCGCAGUGGAUCCCCGAGCGCCUCCGGAGGUUCUUGUUGCGCUUGGGAGGCUACGAGAGUUCACCCGAUCUGCAGGAGACCACUCCUCAACGUUCCAAGAUGGCCGCGGCGUUGCAGAUGCUGAUCAUGUUGACACAGCUGGUCACACUGCACGGCGUACAGAUUUCAGCGUGGGCUCAAAGUACCAGCCCCACCGUCGAGCAGGUCUCGAUGUUUCAUAGCUUCACGCUGGUUUGCUUCUACGUCCUCUAUGUGUUGUACCUGUUCUUCAGUUCAGCGCAGCUACGAUACGACGUGCACCUGCUGCGAGGGGGUCUUGGCCUCACUCAUAGCGUGAAGUUCGUCCCAUGGCUCUUGUUCAAGGCCUACACUGCUGUGCCGUUCGUGGACGAGUUGCGGGUCUUGACCGAUUGGACGGUGACGAGUACCUCGAUGAACCUCUUCAUGUGGUUCAAGCUCGAGGAUGCCCAGCAAAGUCUCUACAAGACAAAAUGCGACAUGAAUGCGAGGAAGUAUGUGGAUCCCUCGGCUGAACGGCCGGCGAGAGAGAAGGUCCUGCAGGGUGGCUUGUUCCUAUUGGCCCUGUUCGUCCUCAUUGUAGGCCCGCUCAUGUACUUCUCCACGGCGAAUAUGUUUCUGAAGAGCAACUUGGUCUACAUGGGUUCUUUGAAGGCCAACCUCGAGGUCACAGAGCUCAGUGGGGGUGGCGUGAGCCAACUGCCGCUCUACGAUACGGCGCAGGCGGACAUCGAGACCUUGACCAGUGACGACGCCAAGCGCUUCGUGGCCAGCUAUCCCAAUGUGGGUGCCAGCCAAGACGUGAAUCUGCAGAGAGUGACUUUCCCAAGCUCAGCGGACAACUUGUGGCUGGUGUCCAACUCCUUGCGACAGAAGGUGGCAACCCAACUAGGGAGCAAUGGAACCAAAGCUCAGUUGGUCGUGAUCUUUCAGUUCCAAGGAGAGAUUCCCACCACGGGGCGCGGCAUUGGGCAUACGCCUCCAGUAGCCCUCAAUGAAGAUCAGGUGUCCAUCUUGGCGAAGGUCCUGCAGAAUACCUCCUUUGAAGGAGAGGCCAGCAUCGACGUGCCCUGCAGCAUUCAAACGGCGAUCUUGAUCGACUCCUCCGGGCAGUUGACGUCGAUGGGACCGAAGAGCUCCUUGCGCCUGACGCUCUCCGCCUCGUCUCCGUUGCCACAGUGGUCGAUGGCUGCUGGCUGUCAGCCAUGUUCUUCACUGCAGGCCACCAAUGAUUUCUGCAGCAUUGCCUUUCAAGUGGCAAGCGAGAAGGUGGCUCCGACUCCGACAGGGGACAGCAGCUCCUCCAACUACAGCCUCAUGGGGAUCUACCUAGGCGUGGUCUACACCAUUGGCCGAUUCCUGCGCUUGGUGUUUCAAGAUGCCUCGAAGCGGAUCAUUUAUGAAGAGAUGAACGACACCGACUUGCUUCAGGACCUGUGCAGCGGGAUUUACAUUGCUCGGAUCACAGGGGACUUGAAGAGUGAGUACGCGUUCUACUACGAACUGAUCCGCAUCUACCGGAGCCCUGAGCUACUCUUGGACAUCUCGAAGCCCAAAUCCAAAGUGGACAUGCAGUUCUUUCGUCCAACGGCCACACUGAGCGCUCCUGAGCCGGACAGUGAGCUGCCGGAUCGAACUCCAUCCUCGCUUCAGCGGAGACCGGUUUCCGGCCGCCUGACUCCGUCAGCUGACUGA
Molecule: messenger RNA, 6621 nt
Organism: Durusdinium trenchii
Lineage: Eukaryota; Dinophyceae; Suessiales; Symbiodiniaceae
Source: the annotation of a GenBank genome assembly